AGGGCAGAGCAGAGUCUGCAGUGUCCAGCUGUCUGUCCAUGAAGAGCGACCGGUCUAAACAUGAACCUCUAAACUUCAGUGCUGAACCUGGACCUUCAGAUACAAAAGGUUCCUGCCACAGAGCAGAGUCUGCAGUGUCCAGCUGUCUGUCCAUGAAGAGUGACCGGUCUAAACAUGAACCUCUAAACUUCAGAGCUGGACCUGGACCUUCAGAUACAAAAAGUUCCUGCCACAGAGCAGAGUCAGCAGUGUCCAGCUGUCUGUCCAUGAAGAGUGACCGGUCUAAACAUGAACCUCUAAACUUCAGUGCUGAACCUGGACCUUCAGACACAAAGAGUCGAGGUGAUGAGAAGGAGCAGCUGUCCUGCUGUGCUUUGUGUCAGGAGCUCCUGAGGGAUCCAGUCUCCACCAGCUAUCCUGCCUGUCCCCAGUGUGGAAAAAGAUCCAGAACAAGACCUGGACUGCAGACACCCAGUCAAACCAGCCCAGUGGACGGCGGUCUGCAGAAGGUUUUAGACGAGCAUAAGAUCAGUCUGAGGAGGAGAUGUGAAUUUGUGACAGAGGGAACUGCUGUAGCAGGAACUGGAACCCCCCUCAACAGGAUCUACACUGACCUCUACAUCACACAGGGACGGAGGGAAGAGGUUAAUACCCAACAUGAGGUGUGGCAGCUGGAGGCAACAUCCAAGAUGGAGACCCUCCAUGACACUCCAAUCAAGUGCCAGGACAUCUUUAAACCCUUACCUGGCCAAGACACACACAUCAGAGUAGUUGUGACGCAGGGCGUUGCUGGCAUUGGAAAAACCUUCUCAGUGCAGAAGUUCACUCUGGACUGGGCAGAGGGCUUGGAAAACCAACAUGUCAGUCUUGUGGUUCUGCUUUCGUUCCGGGAGCUGAACUUGAUCAAAGAUGAGCGCUACAGUCUUCUCCAGCUGCUCCGUGUUUUCCAUCCAACAUUACAGACGGUCACAGCAGAGAAGCUCGCCGUCUGUAAAGUCGUGUUCAUCUUUGACGGCCUGGAUGAAAGCAGGUUUUUAUUGGAUUUCCUGAACAAUGAGGUCGUGUCUGAUGUCACACAGACAUCAUCAGUAGACGUGCUGUUGACAAACCUCAUCAAGGGGAAUCUGCUUCCCUCGGCUCUCCUCUGGAUAACUUCCAGACCAGCGGCAGCCAAUCAGAUCCCUCCUACAUGUGUCGACAGGAUAACAGAAGUCCGAGGGUUCACUGACCUCCAGAAGGAGGAGUACUUCAGGAGGAGAUCCGGUGAUGAGAAGCUUUGCAGCAGAAUCAUCUCACACAUCAAGGCGUCCAGGAGCCUCCACAUCAUGUGCCACAUCCCAGUCUUCUGCUGGAUCACUGCUACAGUCCUGGAGCACAUGUUGACUACAGACCAGAGAGGAGAGCUGCCCAAGAGCCUGACUGACAUGUACUCACGCUUCCUGCUGGUUCAGACACAGAGGAAGAAGCACAAGUACGAUGACAGACAUGACAGGAGUCAGCAGGAGCUGAUGAAGACUGACAGGGAAGUUCUUCUGAAGCUGGGCAGGCUGGCGUUUGAACAUCUGGAGAAAGGCAACGUGAUGUUCUACCAAGAAGACCUGGAGGAGUGUGGUCUUGAUGUCAGAGAGGCCUCGGUGUACUCAGGAGUGUGCACAGAGAUCUUCAAAACCGAGUGUGUGCUCUUCCAGAGAAAAGUCUACUGCUUUGUUCAUCUGAGCAUUCAGGAGUUUCUCGCUGCAGUCUACAUCUUCCACUGCUACACCAAGAGGAACAUAAAGGUACUGGCCAGAGUCAUGAGGGGUGAAUGUGAUGACAGAAAGCCAUCGUUGGAUAUCUUCCUGAAGACAGUCAUGUCUAAAUCCCUGCAGAGCGAAAAUGGUCACCUGGACCUCUUUGUCCGUUUCCUUCAUGGCCUCUCACUGGAGUCCAACCAGAGGCUCUCAAGACGCCUGCUGGGUUGGACAGAGAGCAGAGCAGAAGACAUCCAGAGAGUCAUCAAAAAUCUGAAGGAGAUGAAUAUUGACAGUGUCUCUCCUGACAGAAGCAUCAACAUCUUCCACUGUUUGAUGGAGAUGAACGACCUCUCAGUACAUCAGGACAUCCAAAAGUUCCUGAAGUCAGGGAACAGAUCAGAGAAGAAACUCUCUGCGAUCCACUGCUCAGCUCUGGCCUACAUGCUGCAGAUGUCAGAGAAGGUUCUGAAUGAGUUGGACCUGAAGGCGUACAACACAACAGAUGAUGGACGACGGAGACUGAUCCCAGCUGUGAGGAACUGCAGGAAGGCUCGAUUGAGUGGCUGCAGGUUGUCAGAGAGCUGCUGUGCUUCUCUGGCGUCGGCUCUGAAGUCCAACCCCCAUCUGACAGAGCUGGACCUGAGUGAGAACCAGCUGCAGGAUUCAGGAGUGAAGCUGCUGUCUGCUGGACUGGAGAGUCCAAACUGCAGACUGAAGACUCUCAGAUUGAGUGGCUGCAGGUUGUCAGAGAGCAGCUGUGCUUCUCUGGCCUCGGCUCUGAAGUCCAACCCCCAUCUGACAGAGCUGGACCUGAGUGAGAACCCGCUGCAGGAUUCAGGAGUGAAGCUGCUGUCUGCUGGACUGGAGAGUCCAAACUGCAGACUGGAGACUCUCAGACUGAAGUACUGCAGCUUCACAGAGAGCAGCUGUGCUUCUCUGGCCUCAGCUCUGAAGUCCAACCUCCAUCUGACAGAGCUGGACCUGAGUGGGAACUGUUUGGAGGAUUCAGAAGUGGAGCUGCUGUCUGCUCUGUGUUUGCACGGUUGUAAUGACGCUCGCUGGUCGAAGCUGAGAGCAACACAUCACAGCGGUGGGUUGGAGGGCCGCGAACCAACCAGCGAGCAACACGCCGCACAAUACGCACUGUCAGGCCGCCGGGGUCUGCACGACUACUGCAAGCUGCCGCUGGGGUAA
Molecule: messenger RNA, 2927 nt
Organism: Myripristis murdjan (pinecone soldierfish)
Lineage: Eukaryota; Metazoa; Chordata; Actinopteri; Holocentriformes; Holocentridae
Product: NLR family CARD domain-containing protein 3-like
Exons: 10
Coding region: 39-2927 (962 amino acids)
Molecular function (GO): protein binding
Source: RefSeq, a predicted model, not a curated record